AUGCCGGAUUCUGUCGUUCCGCUCCAUGCGGGUCCCCACCUCCCAGCAGAGCUCACCGACCGCAUUGUCGACUUCUUGCACGACGACUGGCGCGCGCUUGUCUCAUGCGUUCUCACCGCCAGCCCCGGCGACUCCUUCUCCCCGCUCGCCCCCUGCACAAAGUUUCACCUCUCGCACACCAUCGACCUCCAGAUCUCUGGCUCCCAUACAGAGCUCCUCGAUUUCCUGAGCACGUUCUCCCCCAGCUCUUCCCUCACCCCUCUCAUCCACUCCAUCCACAUCCGCGGGCCGCCCGUCGGCGAUGGGGAGGCUCCGCGCGCGACGUUCCCCUCGCUGAUUGACUUCAAGCACUUCCCGAACCUCCGUACGCUCGCCCUGUCACACCUUUUCGUCGGGGCCUCCAUGCGCUUCGUGCGCUUCCUGUGCCGCAUUCCUGCGCUAGAAGAUUUAUCGUGCGUGAAUCUUGCGCCGAAACCCCCAACCCCCGGCGGAUACCAUCUGGCCCCCAACGUUGGUCCAGGCGAGACUGAGGCCGCCGCAUUUUGUACGCGGCUGAAGAUAUUGCGCAUCGUCGACGUUGGGCCUGUUGGAGACGGGUUUAACCCGUUUGACGCGUUGUUGGAUCUCCUACAUCACGCCCGAGGCAUAUGGAACGGUGCGACUCCUCAUACAGUUUCCAUCUGUGUCGACAGCCUCACACGCCGUCGUCGGUGGAUGGAGGCGCUGUGUCCGUACAAUGCCAGCCUGCAGGAUAUCGAGGUCACGCUUUGCCAGACGACCGGUUUGGCUGAGACUAGCGCUAGCGGGAACGUGACGUGGGACACGGCGUCAUACGAGUUCCUCGACUCAAUGCCACACCUCUUCUCCCGGCCCUCGCUUCGUCUAUGCUACGAUCCUUGGCGCAGCCUAGAGGCUGACUUGACCACCUCCCAAACGAUCGACGUCUUCCUGGAGCUACUAGCCAAGCUCCUCACGGACUCCGAAUCCCAACAGAGCGCUAAGCACGAUGUAAUGCGCGAAGGGUUCUAUACGGCGCACCGGUCAUUCGAACUGGUACUGAGAGUCCCGUCGGAUGCACGAGCGGACGUAAAGGCCUGGGAAACCCUCUUCAGGUCCUUUAACUCUGGCUCGUACCCCGAGCUCACGCAUGUCAAGAUUACCCUGGAGUUGCUCGGUCGACCGGUGGUGGAGUCCUGGCAGUCACUGACACGCGCGUUACAAGAGCUUUCUGUGGAGGAACACGAGAGGGAGGAUGCGGUGACGACGUAUGCGGACGUUGUAAGACGUGCAUUGGAGGAAGAACGGCCCGCUGAGCAGCGCACAUUCGAAGUGGUCGUGAAGGUCAAGCCGUCCGCAGAGUCCGCCUAAAGUUGUAUUUCCUGUAUUUCGUUAUCUGUUCCUAUAGAAUGAAUCAUAUUCAAGU
Messenger RNA from Trametes versicolor FP-101664 SS1, 1423 nucleotides. RefSeq lists its product as uncharacterized. Bases 1 to 1368 code for a protein of 455 amino acids. The record is from RefSeq and is a predicted model, not a curated record. The transcript is spliced from 2 exons. Lineage: Eukaryota; Fungi; Basidiomycota; Agaricomycetes; Polyporales; Polyporaceae.